This is a messenger RNA of Populus nigra (black poplar), 1969 nucleotides long. Its product is annotated as zinc finger protein SHOOT GRAVITROPISM 5-like. Gene Ontology annotation, cellular component: nucleus. Gene Ontology annotation, molecular function: DNA-binding transcription factor activity. NCBI's taxonomy places the organism in Eukaryota, Viridiplantae, Streptophyta, Magnoliopsida, Malpighiales, Salicaceae. The record is from RefSeq and is a predicted model, not a curated record. Bases 463 to 1725 code for a protein of 420 amino acids. The transcript is spliced from 3 exons.
UCUGUAAUGUAUUACACUGUAGAUGGAGCUUUGUAUACAAGAUCUUGCCUCUCGAUGAUCAAGAUGCGGUGAGGGUCAAUGAAACAACGACAACAACAAAACUAUAAGAAACCUCACGGCCAAACAGAAAAGCUAAAAGAAAGAAAAAAAGAAGUUGAUUUCAGAAAGCAAAGAGCUUUUCUUUCUUCUUCUUUCUAUCUUUCUCCAUGUUCUCCCAAGCAAAGAGCUCUUAGCUCUCUCUCUCUCUCUCUCUCUCUACCCAUUUUCUUUCUUUUAUCAUCAGUAAAGCUGAAAACCCCACUACACCAAAAAUACUCCAAACACCUGUACAGCUAAAGAUUGAUUUGUUUCACUUCACCUCCAACAGCAUAUAGUCACCAAAACCCCCACCCAUGCUAGACAGCAUCACCACUUCAACUGCUCCUUCUCCUUCCUCUGAUCCCUUCACGAGUUCCUUAGAUAAUGGGCUCACCAAUAAAAGAAAAAGAAAACCUGCAGGCACACCAGGUAGGAGCACUCCAAGGACAAAAAAACAAGAAUAACCCCCAUAUCGAAACUCUCUAUCCUUUGUAUCCAGAUGCAGAGGUUGUAUCUCUAGCACCCAGGACCUUACUGGAAUCAGACAGAUAUGUCUGUGAGAUCUGUAACCAAGGGUUUCAAAGAGACCAGAACCUACAAAUGCAUAGGAGAAGGCACAAGGUACCAUGGAAAUUACUGAAAAGGGAGACACAAGAAGUGAAGAAGAGAGUUUAUGUAUGCCCUGAACCAAGCUGCUUACACCAUGACCCUUGCCAUGCUUUAGGAGAUCUCGUUGGCAUAAAGAAGCACUUUAGAAGGAAGCACAGUAAUCACAAGCAGUGGGUUUGUGAGAAGUGCUCUAAAGGUUAUGCUGUUCAGUCUGAUUACAAAGCUCACCUCAAAACUUGUGGUACAAGAGGUCAUUCUUGUGACUGUGGCCGUGUAUUUUCCAGGGUGGAGAGUUUCAUCGAGCACCAAGAUGCUUGCACAGUAAGGCGAGCCCAGCCUGAACUACAGGCAUUGCAGCCGGCGCCCUGCUCAUCCAGAACCGCCUCAAGCACCAGCCCUUCAAGUGAUGCCAAUUUUAGCAUAGUUCCGUUACCAGGGAUACCAAUGUCAAAGGCAACCGAACCAGUUUACUUGUACUCGGAUAGAAAUGAUGCAUCUACUAGUCAGCAAGAACACAAUCUUGAACUUCAGCUCCUACCAUCUUCAAGCACUCACUUCCCACAAAAUCCUGACGAGGGUUAUGCUACAAAUUUGAAGCUUUCAAUAGGGUCAAGUGACAGUUUAAAAAAAAACGAACAAUUCAAGGCCAUUAUGGAUCCAAGUGGCCCGAAAAGAACUUAUGAAUCUACACUAGAAGCAGCAAAGUUAGAGGAGUUUGCUAAUGAACAGUUGAGGUUGGCUAUAACUGAAAAGGCCUAUGCUGAGGAGGCUAGGCAACAUGCAAAGAGACAAAUUGAGAUGGCUGAGCUGGAAUUUGCAAAUGCGAAGAGGAUAAGGCAACAAGCUCAAGCUGAGCUUGAAAAGGCUCAAGUUUUGAGAGAGCAAGCUACAAAGAAGAUUAGCUCUACCAUUAUGCAAGUCACCUGCCAAGCUUGCAAGCUACAAUUCAAACUAUCAACGGCUGCUGCAUCGGCAGACGAAACCUCCCUUGCUAUGAGUUACAUGUCCUCAGCAACUACUGAAGGGGACGGGGAGUGAUACCCCAAAAAUUUCUUGCAAACUGUAUUAAGCAAACCUUCUCUCUUUGUUUUGUUUUUAUAUAUAUUUGUUCAUUUAAAUUGUCUGUUGUAACCUGUAAAAAAAAAAAAAAACUCUCUGCCUAUAUCAAACUUGGUGUUUUUGACUAUUGUUAUUGCUAGUUAACUAAACUGGGAUGUGGGAUGGUGUAACAGUACAUUUGUACUGAUUCAAUAUAAAUAUCUUCAUUUAUUUGAAAGAAAAA